Molecule: messenger RNA, 1217 nt
Organism: Quercus robur (English oak)
Lineage: Eukaryota; Viridiplantae; Streptophyta; Magnoliopsida; Fagales; Fagaceae
Product: PHD finger-like domain-containing protein 5A
Exons: 4
Coding region: 698-1030 (110 amino acids)
Biological process (GO): mRNA splicing, via spliceosome
Cellular component (GO): U2 snRNP; catalytic step 2 spliceosome; precatalytic spliceosome
Source: RefSeq, a predicted model, not a curated record
AAAACAGCCCUCUUCACGGUAGAGCCUCCGAGAAACUUCGCAGUCAUUUGUCAGCAAACAUUUAUCUUGACACUAGUUUGAAUCUGCCAUACUCCUUUUCCCCCCCUUUUGGAUUUUGGGGUCUUUACUGGUGGUCUGCAGCAGGAUUCUUGUAUUUUCUGGUUCAUAGAGGAGGGAAAUGGAAAUCAAAGUGGGCAUGGAUUUCCAGUGGCUCAGGAGAAGGGCCUGAGCUUGAAAUCAAAGCCAGAUUCAUGAGCUUUGAGUGGAGUGGGAAGUUUGGAUGGCCAAAACAUUUUCAGCCUCCCUGUGAAUUUCAGUUGGACUGUUUUGUGACAUCUAGUUGUUCCUCUACUUCUGUUUGACAAAAAUUUGGUUUGAAUGGAUAAUUAUGGGAAUUUUAGAUGAAAAAUUGGAAGUUUUAUAUUGAGUUAUGUCCUGAGAUGAUGGUCAGCUGUCUAAAUCCAAGCAGUCAAUGUUGCUCUAUAUGUUUCGAUGCUAAACAUUAAUAUUGCAAACUGGGAUUUUGUUCUCCAGAGGCCAUGCUCUUUCCUUAUUCCUAAUUAUAAAUUAAUUUUGACAAUGUUUGCCUUUUUUUUGUUUGUAUAUAUUCUAGAUCAAAUAUGCCAGGCAUGGAUUUUUAAUGCGUUUUAGUGUUUACUUAUUCCUGUUCAGGAACUAAGAAUUUGUUGCUGAAAGCAUGGCCAAGCAUCAUCCAGAUUUGAUUAUGUGCCGAAAGCAGCCAGGAAUUGCUAUUGGGCGACUUUGUGAGAAAUGUGAUGGGAAGUGUGUGAUCUGUGAUUCCUAUGUCCGCCCUUGCACACUUGUUCGAGUUUGUGAUGAAUGCAACUAUGGGUCCUUUCAGGGUCGGUGUGUUAUCUGUGGAGGAGUGGGAAUUUCUGAUGCCUACUACUGCAAAGAGUGUACGCAGCAGGAGAAAGAUAGGGAUGGAUGUCCAAAAAUUGUUAAUUUAGGGAGUGCCAAAACAGACCUAUUCUAUGAACGUAAGAAAUAUGGUUUUAAGAAAAGAUGAUGAGCGCUGGAUAGACGUGUCUGGAACUUAUUAAUUGCUUUUAUUUAGUGUGAGACUUCGAAUAUUGAUAUGUAAGCAGUGCUUUUAGAAUGCUUUUAUGUACUAAACUAUUGAUGAAGAUGACAUAAUAGUUUUUGAAAUGCUGGAUAUAUGUUAAAAAGUCGUCGAGUGUUUGUUUUCUUACCCA